UUUUGGAUAAUCGUAUAAUGACAAUAAUGUCAUCUAACGAUAAAUACUUGACCCAUAGACGUGACACUUUGUGAGAUCGGAGUUUAUAGUUUUAUUAAACUGUUGAUGCAAUAACACUCUUUGAGUGGAGAUGCGAUAUAUGUAGAUUUAAUAACUCGGGUAUAACUACUUAAAAUCAGUCCGGUACUGUUUGUUAGCAAUCUCGUGAUAAUGAUUUGACAUUUCUAACACAAAUUUCGUCAGGUCAAGAAUACGAAACUACAACAAUUAAAUGGAGUAACCAAUUAGUCUGACCCUGCAAAAGUUAUUUGACAAAUUAUCUUAAGUUGGCGAAAUUGUCUUCUCCAAUUAUAUAUCUAAAUCUUUUACAGCUACUUGGUGAAAGUUACGUGUCCGUUAACAAAAAAUACAGGAAGUGUAAAAUACAGUUCAUCAUCUUGAAAUUAUUUUAAAAUAUUUUUUACCACCUACCUAUUUGUGGCAAACAGUCAAUCAUGAAAGCAGUUAUUUUGAUUUUAUUUACAUUAAUAUGCACAGUACAUAACUACAAUGUUCUCAUAAUUAGCCCAAUGGUUUCAUCUAGCCAUUUUUAUCUUGGAAAUGCAUUAGGAAGAGGUCUUGUAGAAGCUGGACACCAAGUAACAGUAGUUAGUCCUUACGAAGAUAAAAAUCCGUUAAAAGGCUAUAAAGAUGUAGUUUUAACAGGUUUAGCACAACAAAAAAGAGAUAUUUCUCCACUGGACUUUUACCACAUGGAUCCAUUUUCCAUAAGUAGUCACUUUGCUGAUGUGGGCACCGGAAUUGUCAACAAUAUAUUCAAUCAUCCGAAUUUUAAAAACCUCAUUAAUUCGAAUGAAAAAUUCGAUGUAUUAAUUAUACAAUACUUCAGAUCAGAUGCUUUAAACAUUUUACAAUGUCAUUACAAUGCUCCUCUGAUUGUUUUUAGUAUAGUUGUACCAGGUUUUUGGGUAAAUCCCAUAGUUGGCAGCCCUCUAGAACCGUCAUAUUUCCCAGAUUUUUUGUUAAAAUAUUCCAGUAAUAUGAAUUUUUGGGAAAGAACGGUUAAUUCACUUCUUCUCUUAUUUAACUAUGUACACAAACAUUUAUAUUUUAUCCCCCAACAAAAAAAGUUGAUGAGCGAACAUUUUCCAAAGUGUACUGAUCAGGAUGCAGCGUUUUACAAUGCUUCACUGGUAUUUGUGACAGCUCAUGAAAGUGCAAACCAACCUAUACCUCUAGUACCUAGUAUGAUCAACAUUGGUGGUCACCAUAUUAAGCCUGCGAAAGAAUUACCGAAAGAUUUAAAAAUAUUCAUGGAUAAAGCCAAGGAAGGAGUGGUGUACUUCAGUCUUGGUACGAAUGUUGAUCCUACUAACAUGAAGCCAGAGCAAUUACGGGACAUACUUAAUUCUUUAGGAAAAAUAAAGCAGAAAGUUCUUUGGAAAUACGGCGGAAACGUAACAAAUUUGCCCAAAAACGUUCAAUUGGGAAAAUGGUUUCCACAAUCAGAUUUAUUAGCUCAUCCGAAUUUAAAACUGUUCAUUACCCAUGGAGGCUUGUUAAGUACUUUGGAAACAGUUUACCACGGUGUCCCCAUAUUAGCUUUACCAGUAUUUGCUGAUCAAAAUAUGAAUGGAGCCAUAGCUCAAGAGGCAGGUUAUGGUAUUAGUCUUCCAUUCGCGGAAGUAACUGAAGAGAAAUUGACUAAUGCACUACACGAAGUUUUAACAAAUCCAAAAUAUGAAGAAACCGUUAAAAUCAGAUCUAGCAUCUUUCAUGAUCGCCCUAUGAAACCGUUGGAUUUGGCAGUAUAUUGGACAGAAUUCGUAGUCAGACAUAAAGGAGCACCACACUUAAGGGUAGGAUCCAUGGAUCUUCGAUGGUACCAAUAUCUGUUGCUUGACGUGAUUGCAGCUGUAUCAGUCGUUAUCGUUAUUGUGUUUACAGUAUUGUAUAUUUUAUGCAUUAGUCUAUGUUGUUCAAAGCAAAAAAGGAAGGAUAAAGCUGAGUGAUAUAAGUUAAAUAUAAAAUAUGUUUGAUUUAA
Diabrotica virgifera virgifera (western corn rootworm) is the source of this 2044-nucleotide messenger RNA. Its product is annotated as UDP-glycosyltransferase UGT5-like. NCBI's taxonomy places the organism in Eukaryota, Metazoa, Arthropoda, Insecta, Coleoptera, Chrysomelidae. The transcript is spliced from 5 exons. The coding region runs from base 495 to 2012 and encodes 505 amino acids. The record is from RefSeq and is a predicted model, not a curated record. Gene Ontology annotation, molecular function: UDP-glycosyltransferase activity.